CGGGGGCGCGCGGGCCCCGGCUGCAGAGAUCCUCGCCCCGCCGCGCCGCGGCCACAGCUGCUGCCCGGAGCGGCCCGGCGCCUGCGGACCGGUGCAGGCGGGGCCCCGCGUGCCCAGCCACAGGAGCCCUGGGAAACCACUGACAGAGGACGGGAAAUAGCCAUCCAUUACACCUGCAUUCUGAAAACAUCGCCCUGGCUGUUGUAUGGACAAGGGAGCCGAGGAGAAAAGCAGUUGAUGGGUUCUCGUCUAGUUCAGAAUGGCUUACCCUGAGGAGCAAGGAGGCUCCCCCUGUGGUUUCAUCCGCCAGAAUUCCGGCAACUCCAUUUCCUUGGACUUCGAGCCCGACACGGAGUACCAGUUCGUGGAGCCGCUAGAAGAGCGAUACAAGUGCGCCUUCUGUCACUCCGUGCUUCACAACCCCCACCAGACCGGCUGCGGGCACCGCUUCUGCCAGCACUGCAUCCUGGCCCUGCGAGAAUUAAGUGCAGUGCCACUCUGCCCUGUGGAUAAGGAGGUUAUCAAGUCGCAGGAGGUGUUUAAAGACAAUUGCUGCAAAAGGGAAGUCCUCAAUUUAUAUGUGUAUUGCAAAAAUGCUCCUGGAUGUAAUGCCAAGAUUAUUCUGGGACGAUUCCAGGACCACCUUCAGCAGUGCUUGUUUCAAGUUGUGCCGUGUUCUAAUGAGAACUGCAGGCAGCCAAUCCUCCGGAAACACCUGAAAGAGCAUUUGAGCGCCUACUGCCAGUUUCGAGAGGAAAGAUGCCUUUAUUGCAAAAAGGAUGUGGUGGUAAUCAAUCUACAGAAUCACGAGGAAAACCUGUGUCCCAAGUACCCAGUAUCUUGUCCCAACAAGUGUCUGCACACUAUUCCCAGAGCUGAGGUGGAUGAGCACCUUGCUGUGUGUCCUGAAGCAGAAAAAGACUGUCCUUUCAAGAACUAUGGCUGUCCUGUGAAGGGCAAACGGGGGACCCUGCAGCAGCACGAGCACUCGGCCUUACAGGACCACCUGCUGCUCGUUUUAGAAAAGAACGUCCACUUAGAAGAACAGAUUUCUGACUUACAUAAGAGCUUAGAACAGAAGGAAAGUAAAAUCCAGCAGCUAGCAGAAACUGUAAAUACAUUUGAAAAGGAGUUCAAGCAGUUUGCACAGCUCUUUGGCAAAAAUGGAAGCUUCCUCUCAAACACCCAGGUUCUUGCCAGUCACAUCGACAAGUCGGCUUGGCUCGAAGCUCAAGUGCGUCAUUUGUUACAAAUGGCAAACCAGCAACAAAAUAAAUUCGAUCUGAGGACUUUGAUGGAAGCGAUUGACACAGUGAAACAGAAAAUUACCCUGCUAGAGAGCAAUGAUCAAAGACUAGUUGUUCUGGAAGGGGAGACACACAAACACGACGCCCACAUCAACAACCAUAAAGCGCAGCUGAACAGAAACGAAGAGCGGUUUAAACUGCUGGAAGGGGCCUGCUAUAAUGGGAAGCUCAUCUGGAAGGUGACCGACUACAGAAUGAAGAAGAGAGAGGCGCUGGACGGGCACACGGUGUCCAUCUUCAGCCAGCCUUUCUACACCAGCCGGUGUGGCUACCGGCUGUGCGCCAGGGCGUACCUGAACGGAGACGGGUCCGGGAAGGGGACGCACCUGUCGCUGUACUUUGUGGUGAUGCGAGGAGAGUUUGACUCACUGUUGCAGUGGCCUUUCAGGCAGAGGGUAACCUUGAUGCUUUUGGACCAGAGUGGCAAAAAGAACCACAUCGUGGAGACCUUCAAGGCUGACCCCAACAGCAGCAGCUUUAAGAGACCGGACGGGGAGAUGAACAUUGCGUCUGGCUGUCCCCGCUUCGUGCCUCACUCCACGCUGGAGAAUGCCAAGAACACCUACAUCAAAGAUGACACCAUGUUCUUGAAAGUGGCUGUGGAUUUAACUGACCUGGAGGAUCUCUAGUCGCUGCUUCUGGGUGAUAAAAGGACUUCCUGGGUCCAGAACCAUGGGGGAAACUUUUGGUUAGCACAGUGACUGAACUUAAACUCGGUGCACACUUGUAAAUAUUCGGGGUUUUGCCCUUAGUGUUUGAAGCCAGUUGAGAACUUCCUAAGUGCUGUCUUCUUUUUACAUUUUACCCUGUUCCCAUUUGAAACAAAACACUUAGGAUAUCCUCUUGUUAUUUAUAUUUCUCUAUCUCUUGAACAAUAGGAAAGUUUCUUGAAAGCAAGGUCUGGGGUAUAGUUCCUCUACCAGGGCGUGGGGCAGGGUUUCAGGGGAGACGCUCUAUGGCACAUGUUAUUGAAAACACAGAUGUGGAAUUCCCAAUUGAAAAUGCUUGGGUAUUUGGUCUGCUGAUUCUAGACGUGACCAUAAGGCUGCAAAAGCCUUCUUUUUGGGGCUGGUUGUUCUGGAUCGGCAGAUGGGUGGUGUACUGACAGAGACAGUGUGUCCAGUUGGAACAGAUGGGUUUUGGUCUGGUGCUGAAUCACCACACCAUCAGAUAUUUUCAUGAAAUUCACCAGGCAUCCACAAGCACAGUGUUGCAAGGCUGCACAGGAACUGGUGGCCAGAGUGAGCACCUUCAUUGUCCCUGCUGAGGUAAAGCCGAAGGAAGCACAAGCAUGUGUAUAAGGAGAUAUGAACAUCCAACUCAAGUUCAGAUUUUAUUAGGUUCAACCACGUGAAAACUAUUUUCAAAGAUCAGAAACAAAUUUAAGAGUUUUAACAAGGUUUGACUUAAUGUAUAUAUGUAUAUAUAAACAGAUAAUUUAAAGGUAUUUUGGUAAUAGUAAUGUAAGGAUGGACAGAAUUUAGUAUAUGAUGGAAAAAAAUGCCAUAAAUGCAUAAAAGGAAUUUAAAACCUAGGGAAGACACCAUUAUAAUUUCCACUGGGUAUCAGAAGUACUCCCAUCCAAAACCGAUUAUUAAAAUUAGUAUUUCCUAUUCUCUUUGAGAGACAUUUUGGAUUCAUAAAUUGGUAUGAAAAUGGGCAUUUAUAUAAACGUGUGACUUUUCUUGUCCAAGCCCCGCGUACUCUGUGAAGAACAGAGAUGACUGUGUUCUUACGCAUCUAUUCGUACUCACACAGAGGGUGUAUAUGCAAGGUGAGAUGAGUCCUGCUGACCCGUGAUAAGCCAGAGGUCAACAAGAAGUACCCAGGUUGCCUGAGCCCUAAUUCCCCGCUGCUCAGCUGAGCAUCUCUCACCCUUUGGCCUGGCUCCCUUGAUCCUGCAGUGACAAGCACCACGAGCUGAGGGCCACUCCGUGCGGCUCACUCAGGUGAUGACCAAGCACCCUACAACUCCUGAACAGUCAACCUGUUAGAAGAGGCAUGAUCUAUACUGGUGGCUUCUGGAAUAACUGAAACUUUCUUAAUGUCUUCUGUGAAAAUUUCAAGAUUCUCCAUUUUCAAGAUGAAGUAAUUGAAACUUUCUUAAUUUUUUCCUGUGAAGUUUUCAAGGUAAUUUCAUAGUGCAGAAAUCAUGCCAAAGGUUUACAUUCAAAGAGGUAAGUUCACAGCAGGAGUAUAGUGAAGAACUACACUGUAGCUGCUAGUGAACCCUGGUACGGUUGAUGGUCAAGCCAUCACGUCAAACUCAGGACGCCUUUCUCUAGACCACACAGGUGGUUUUGUGUGUUUGUCUUCAGUAUCUGUAAUCAAGUCCAAGACCACCCCUGUACUCCUCGGGAGUGGAAGGUCAUGUUGGUGUAACUAGCUUUAAGGAGCGGAUGUGGAAAAUAUUUUCAAGUGAAUUUAUCAAAAUACUGGUUUUGUGUUUCAACCAACUUCUCGACAUAAUAAGCAGAAGUGAUGGCAAAGUUUGCUUACAAGUUCAGAGUCCUUUCAUCACUGAAACCGAGCAGAACAAGGUAUUCUAAAGCAAAAGGCACUCCUUUACUACAAAAGAAGAGGCAAUUUUUGUUUUAAAGGAACAUAUCCAUAUAAACUAUUUUUCCUCUUUUAUAAUAUGAAAUUACUUUUAUUCUACAGGGUCCAGCAGAAGUAAGGUCUGCUUGAGUGUGGUUGGUAGGGUAAUA
Messenger RNA from Phyllostomus hastatus (greater spear-nosed bat), 4015 nucleotides. It is a transcript of the gene TRAF5, whose product is annotated as TNF receptor associated factor 5. NCBI's taxonomy places the organism in Eukaryota, Metazoa, Chordata, Mammalia, Chiroptera, Phyllostomidae. Gene Ontology annotation, molecular function: zinc ion binding; tumor necrosis factor receptor binding; thioesterase binding. The transcript has 12 exons. Gene Ontology annotation, biological process: positive regulation of JNK cascade; regulation of apoptotic process; positive regulation of canonical NF-kappaB signal transduction. The coding region runs from base 260 to 1936 and encodes 558 amino acids. The record is from RefSeq and is a predicted model, not a curated record. Gene Ontology annotation, cellular component: plasma membrane signaling receptor complex.